Messenger RNA from Colletotrichum truncatum, 492 nucleotides. Its product is annotated as MICOS complex subunit mic19. NCBI's taxonomy places the organism in Eukaryota, Fungi, Ascomycota, Sordariomycetes, Glomerellales, Glomerellaceae. The record is from RefSeq and is a predicted model, not a curated record.
AUGGGUGCCAGCGAGUCAAAGCCGUCUUCCAACACGCCCCCACACCUGUGGAAGGCCCCUCCGCCGUCCGGCAUCUCUCACGACCUCGUCGAGCACCUGCAGACUAGUCCUGAGACCGAUGCGUCCCGCGCGCAGCUCUCCGAGCUCCAGGUUCAGGCCCGUGUUGCCGAGGAGCUGAAGCGCCUGCAGGCAAAGGAGUCGGAAGCUCUCAAGCUCGCCCACGAAAAGAUCGCCGCCGAGGAGAAGCCCGCGCCGGAGGGCCAGCGCAGCCACGAGAGCGUCACGAAGGAGAUCGAGGCCCUGCGCACGAAGCUUGCUGAGCGCAAGAAGAUCCGUGAGCUCCCCCAGAGCGUGGAGACGGCCCGCAGCGAAGUUGUGCGAUGCCUGCGCGAGAACGACCGCCGGCCGCUUGACUGCUGGAAGGAGGUUGAGGCGUUCAAGGAGGAGGUGAAGCGGUUAGAGAAGGGUUGGGUUGAGAAGGUCGUCUCGUAA